Messenger RNA from Chiloscyllium plagiosum (whitespotted bambooshark), 4039 nucleotides. Lineage: Eukaryota; Metazoa; Chordata; Chondrichthyes; Orectolobiformes; Hemiscylliidae. The record is from RefSeq and is a predicted model, not a curated record.
GUGAAUGUUUAAUCAAAGAAUAAGAUCUUCUGACACUGACACCGAUAGAUCAAAGCCAUUAAAGUGAGAUGAAGCCACACAACGCCCAGCCACUGACCCCCAGGCCUUUGCUGGCCCAAAGGGGACUAGGCCUGGGCGGGGCACGCCGGAAGUUACGUAAAGCGUGAUGACGUAGUUUGUUGUUGUUGGUGCCCUGCUCCGUCCGUGACAUGGCGGCUCGCUGGAGCAGUGAGAAUGUGGUGGUGGAGGUCAGGGACUCGCAGGCAACUGCGAUGUCUGUGAACUGUCAUGGCCAGCUUGCGGUACUUUCCGGGCGCCGCUUCUUAUAUGUUAUAAAUUUAGAUGCUCCCUCCGAAGUACCAAGAAAGGUUGCUAGACAAAGCAAAUGGGACAUUGGCGUGGUGCAGUGGAACCCCCAUGAGACCUCUUCACACUACUUUGCAGCUUCAUGUAACCAGCGAGUGGACCUGUACAAAUGGCAUGAUGGAAAUGGGGAGAUCCACACUUCACUACAGGGUCAUACUCGUGUUAUAAGUGAUUUGGAGUGGUCGUGCUUUGAACCGGAGCUGCUUGUGACGAGCUCUGUUGACACAUACAUCUAUAUUUGGGAUAUCAAGGACACACGGAAGCCAUCAGUAUCUCUAUCUGCUGUAGCUGGAGCCUCUCAGGUAAAAUGGAACAAAAAGAACCCAUGCUGUUUAGCAACAAGCCAUGAUGGAGAUGUGAGAAUCUGGGACAAACGGAAACCUAAUACAGCAGUGGAAUAUAUUGCUGCUCACUUGUCAAAAAUCCAUGGACUGGAUUGGCACCCAGAGAAUGAACACAUCUUUGCUACAUCAAGCCAGGACAACUCUGUCAGAUUCUGGGAUUACAGACAACCAAGGAAAUACCUGAACAUCCUGUCAUGUCAAGUCCCAGUAUGGAAGGCCCGUUACACUCCGUUUAGCAAUGGCUUAGUGACGGUAAUGGUCCCACAGUUACGUCGUGGUGAGAAUAGUCUCCUUCUAUGGAAUGUUUUAGACUUAAAUGUCCCAGUUCAUACCUUUGUUGGACAUGAUGAUGUGGUGCUGGAAUUUCAUUGGCGAAAACAGAGGGAAGAAUUGAAGGACUAUCAGUUGGUUACCUGGUCACGUGACCAGACUUUACGAAUGUGGCGGAUAGACAUGCAACUGCAGCGGCUCUGUGCAAAUGAUAUGCUGGAUGGCGAUGAGUUAACUGAUGGUGUUUCCCUGCUCCCAGAGACAGAUAAAGUUCUUCAUUCACAGGACACUGAUCCUCACCCAACACUAAGUCAUGUAAAUGAAGAGGAUGAAGUACUGCGAGAGGAUUUUCACAACCAUGUCGCAAUCAGCUCCAAACCUGAUUACCUUGGACUACCACAGACAUUGCAACAAGAAUUCUCACUAGUUAAUCUACAAAUCCGUAAUGUAAUGGUUGAUGAGAUGGAUGCUGUAAAUCGCAACUGCACAGUCUCGGUACAUUGUGGAAAUCUCCGGGUGAAAAUGGUUGUGAUGUUUCCAGUACAAUAUCCAAACAAUGCUGCUCCUUCUUUCCAAUUCAUUAACCCCACUACCAUCAGUUCAAGCAUGAGGACAAAACUUCUGAAGAUUCUGAAGGAUACAUCUCUCCAGAAAGUGAAACGAAACCAGAGUUGCUUGGAACCUUGUUUGCGCCAGUUGGUGUCUAGUCUGGACGCGAUUGUGAAUCAGGACAACAGUGGCUCUGCUAAUUCCCAGAAUCCAUUUGUCCUUGGAAAUUCUGUCACGCCUCCACUGCCGACUUUUCCACGAGUCACUAACACAUACGGUUCCUACCAGGAUGCCAACAUUCCUUUUCCUCGAACCUCUGGGGCACGUUUCUGUGGAGCUGGUUACCUUGUAUACUUCAUGAGACCAAUGACUCUUCACAGGACAGUGUCCCCAACUGAGCCCACACCCAGAUCAUUGUCGGCUCUCUCUGCCUAUCACAGUGGCGGAAUCACCCCGAUGAAGAUCCGUACAGAAUCACAGACUAACUUGAGGCUUUACAGUGGGAGCCCAACUCGCAGUGAAAAGGAGCCAGUCUCCAUUAGCUCCUUCUAUUACAAGGAGCGAAUGUCUCCUCUCUCCGCCCGGCGACGCUGGUCCAUUCAAGCCGUUAAUGAGUUCCCGAAAUCACGCCGAUGGAAGGGAAAACGAGAAGCAACUGACUCAAACAAUCGACCAAUCAAAGCUGCAGGCAAAGUCAUUAUCCAGGACAUCUCCUGUCUCCUUCCUGUGCAUAAAUCGCUUGGUGAAUUGUAUAUACUAAAUGUGAAUGACAUCCAGGAUACGUGUCAGAAGAAUGCUGCUGCAGCUUUAUCAGUUGGACGAAGAGACCUUGUACAAGUGUGGUCUCUGGCUGCUGUUGCUACAGACUCCUUCCUCAGUCCCCAUUCAGACCCUGAUGUCGAGACACCGUGGGCACGACAUCCGUUUGGCCGACAGCUAUUGGAGUCACUCCUGACUCAUUACAGCACAAUACAUGAUGUUCAGACUCUUGCCAUGCUAUGCAGCGUGUUUGAGGCCCAGUCCAGGCCUCAGGACUAUGGCAGCAUAGGACAGCAGGUCCACCAACGCACUUCUCCUUUUUUGCAUUCUUCAGGUUAUGCCUCUUCAGGAUCCUACUCGAGCACAUCUGAAACCACUGUCUGGUCUGCUGGAUGGAACAUAGUGGGCCGGGAACCAGAACAUCUUAAUUCUUGGUGUUACGAAUCACCAGAUGAUUAUCGGUAUGGAAAUCACAUUUACACUGAUCCUAAAGAACGUGAGAAGGAGCAGCAUGAAAGGAAUAAAAAGCUACUUGAUCCAGCCAAUAUGCUGCAAUACGAUGACUUUAAGAAGUGUUACGGGGAGAUCCUGUAUCGCUGGGGUCUGCGAGAGAAGAGAGCAGAAGUGUUGAAGUUUGUUUCCUGCCCUCCAGACCCUCACAAGGGGAUUGAAUUUGGUGUGUACUGCUGUCACUGCCGCAGUGAAGUCCGAGGGACGCAGUGUGCUAUUUGCAAAGGAUUCACCUUCCAGUGUGCUAUCUGCCAUGUUGCUGUUCGCGGAUCUGCCAACUUUUGUCUUACCUGUGGGCAUGGUGGCCACACUAGUCACAUGAUGGAAUGGUUCAGGACCCAGGAAGUGUGUCCCACAGGCUGUGGCUGCCAUUGCCUACUAGAGAGCACAUUUUAAAAGAAAUCUGCUACUGCUGCUCGUAAUAAGAGGCCUUGAAUAGUGUUCCAAGAUAUUCUGUCUGUCUAUUCUUAACUGAAAUUGUGACUGUCUAUUGAUCAGAGAUGUGAAAAAUUUAAUCAAUGAAUGAACCUUAAGACUGGAAUUUUAUUCUUUGAGGCACCAGGAUAAAAGUUCAGACUUCUACAAUAUCUGAAUUCUGCUUCAAGGAAUGGAGGGAGCAUGAUUUGCACAUUCUCCAGUACAGCAACAAUGAAUUUUCAAGUUGAAAAGCAAGACUUAUUUACUAGUGCAUAUUUUAAAAUGGACUGAAAUGGGAAUUUGUUUACUUGUGAACAGUUAUCAUCGUCCAGCUGAUGAUGGUCAUCGCUGUCCAGCUGUUGAUGGUGAUCCUACAUACUUGUCAUGUACGAGUGAAUAUACUUCAGACUUGAAGUGACCACAAUCCACAAAGCCGUGAUUGCAGUAUCCUGGAAAUUAAUCUUUAAUUCCUUGUGAAUCUCGGAUGAUUUUGGAUGUUUAACAACCCCACAAGCCACACAUUUUGAUCAUGUAUCAUCUUGGUGUUUUUAUUUUGACUUGCAUGUUCCCGAGGUGCUCCUUCACAUUUGCGCUGUGUUGCAUUCAGUAUAAUAGAAUGCAUGUACAACCAUUCAUUAAGAAUUUACUUAAUGAGUGGAUCAUUAACUUUUAAAUGUUAACACUGCUCCGUUUCGGCUGAAGAUCCUGUAUUUUGAAGCUGCUGAGUCCGAGAGCUUCAACUCUGAUUUGUAAUUAAGUUGUAAAUUGUGUACAAAGAGGAUGUUGUACAUACUGUUCAAAGUAAAUGUUUGUCUGUGUAAAAA